Fusarium oxysporum Fo47 is the source of this 2919-nucleotide messenger RNA. Its product is annotated as coatomer subunit beta'. Gene Ontology annotation, biological process: intracellular protein transport; retrograde vesicle-mediated transport, Golgi to endoplasmic reticulum; endoplasmic reticulum to Golgi vesicle-mediated transport. Gene Ontology annotation, cellular component: COPI vesicle coat. The coding region runs from base 284 to 2809 and encodes 841 amino acids. The transcript is spliced from 5 exons. Gene Ontology annotation, molecular function: protein binding; structural molecule activity. Lineage: Eukaryota; Fungi; Ascomycota; Sordariomycetes; Hypocreales; Nectriaceae. The record is from RefSeq and is a predicted model, not a curated record.
UGGCCAGCCUGGCAAGAGCCGCAGGGCACAUUUCGGGGAGCUCCAAAUCAAUAUACACAAGCUCAAGCUUUGUCAAUUCAAACAUCACGAUUGAUGAUUAGCGGUUGACCCUCUGUUUUUUUCUGCUUCCCCCCAAACUCUGUGCACUUGCGACCACUGUCAUCCCGCAUGGUAGCCUCCUUCAGGGAUUCUUAACUUCGACCCCACUACCUCGAUAUCACCGCCCUUGCUGGACAGCUUGCAACUUCAACUGCGCAACGCGACAGCGACGACACACGACAAGAUGAAGUUAGACGUCAAGCGCCAGCUCUACGCUCGCAGUGAGCGAGUCAAGGGCAUUGACUUUCAUCCUCACGAGCCAUGGAUCCUCACAACCCUCUACAGCGGCCACGUCUACAUCUGGUCCCACGAAACCCAACAGAUCGUCAAGACCUUCGAGCUCACCGAUGUCCCCGUUCGCGCCGGUCGAUUCAUCGCCAGGAAAAACUGGAUUGUCUGCGGUUCCGAUGAUUUCCAACUACGAGUCUACAAUUACAACACCUCCGAGAAGAUCACCUCCUUCGAGGCGCACCCCGACUACAUUCGAGCUAUCGCCGUUCACCCCACACAGCCGUUCGUCUUGACUGCCUCCGAUGACAUGACCAUCAAGCUUUGGGAUUGGGAGAAGGGUUGGAAGUGUGUGCAGGUCUUUGAGGGUCAUGGUCACUAUGUCAUGGGUUUGGCCAUCAACCCCAAGGAUACAAACACCUUUGCUUCGGCUUGUCUUGAUCGAACUGUCAAGAUCUGGAGCCUUGGAUCUUCUACUCCUAACUUCACCCUCGAGGCACAUGAGACCAAGGGUGUUAACCACGUCGAUUACUACCCUCACUCCGACAAGCCCUAUCUCCUCACCACAUCUGACGACCGAACUGUCAAGAUUUGGGAUUACACUACAAAGUCCCUGAUCGCUACCCUCGAAGGUCACACCAACAACGUUUCGUUUGCCUGCUAUCACCCCGAAUUGCCCGUCAUCAUCUCCGGUUCCGAGGACGGUACGAUAAGAAUAUGGCACGCCAACACCUACCGAUUCGAGCAAUCCCUUAACUACAGUCUAGAGCGAGCUUGGUGUGUCUCGUAUCAAAAGGGCAAGCAGGGUGUCGCUGUUGGUUUCGAUGAUGGUGCUGUUGUUGUCAAGCUUGGUCGCGAGGAGCCUGCUGUUUCCAUGGAUGCGUCUGGCAAGCUCAUCUGGGCCCGACACAACGAGGUUGUCUCUUCAAUCAUCAAGGGAGGAGAUGCCUCUAUUAAGGACAACGAGCCAAUCUCCCUCCCCACCAAGGAUCUCGGUACCUGCGAAGUCUACCCCCAAACGCUUAUCCACUCCCCCAACGGUCGAUUCGUCGCUGUCUGCGGUGAUGGCGAAUACAUCAUCUACACUGCCCUCGCCUGGCGAAACAAGGCUUUCGGUUCAGCACUCGACUUUGUCUGGGCCUCCAAGGACAACAGCAACGACUUUGCUAUCCGAGAGUCAGCCAUGAGCGUCAAGAUCUUCAAGAAUUUUGUCGAGAAGAGCGGCGGACUCGAUGUUGGUUUCCAGGCCGAGAGACUCCAUGGUGGCGUUCUUCUCGGUGUCACAGGUCAAGGUGGUGUCUCUUUCUUCGACUGGGCUACUGGUGGUCUCGUUCGAAGAAUUGAGGUUGAGCCUAAGCAGGUCUACUGGUCUGAUAGCGGCGAGUUGGUGACAAUUGCUUGUGAGGAUACCUUUUACGUUCUGCGAUUCUCUCGCGAGAACUAUGUUGAGGCUGUCCAGUCUGGUGAAGUUGAGGAGGAUGGUGUCGAGGCCGCUUUUGAGGUUAUCACUGACAUUAGCGAGUCUGUCCGAACUGGCGAAUGGAUCGGCGACUGCUUCAUCUACACCAACAGCACUAACCGACUCAACUACCUUGUCGGCGACCAGACCUACACUGUCUCCCACUUCGACAAGCCCCAGUACAUCCUGGGCUACAUUCAGCGCGAUUCUCGAAUUUACCUUGCCGACAAGGAUGUUAACGUCACUUCCUUCGGUCUGUCCCUUCCCGUUCUCGAGUACCAGACUCUUGUCCUCCGAGAGGAUAUGGAGACAGCCGCUGAGCUGCUACCAACAAUUCCCCACGACCAACUCAACAAGAUUGCGCGAUUCUUGGAAGGUCAAGGCCAUAAGGAGCUUGCCUUGGAGGUUGCGACAGAUCCUGAGCACAAGUUUGAGCUUGCACUGGCAUUGAAUGAGCUUGCUAUUGCUUUGGACCUUGCUCGUGAGGCUGAUGCCGAUCACAAGUGGAAGACUGUUGGCGACGCUGCUCUAUCAGCCUGGGAUGUCGCCCUUGCUGCUGAGUGCUUCACCCACGCCAAGGAUCUCGGAUCUCUCUUGCUUCUCCACUCAUCAACAGGUGACCGCGAUGGUCUCGCUGCUCUUGCGGCUCAAGCACAAGAAGCCGGCUCUCACAACGUCGCCUUCUCGUGCCAAUGGCUCCUCGGCAACAUCGAAGCCUGCACAAAGAUCCUCACCGAGACAGGCCGUCUCGCCGAAGCCGUCCUCUUCUCUCAGACCUACCAGCCCAGCCUGACUGUACCGGUAGUACACGAGUGGAAGGAGAACCUGGAGAAGAACAAGAAGGCCAGGGUGGCCAAGUUGAUCGGUGUUCCCGGUGAAGACGACGAGCUCUUCCCCGAGUGGGAUGAGUGGCUCAAACUUGAGAAGGAGGGCGGCGUGAGUGUGACGGAGCCCGUUAAUGGACAGAAGGCUGAGAGCGAGCCGGAAGCUGAGGAUGAGGAGAGUGAGGAGGACGAGGAGUAGAAUGUGAUAUGUGAUUUUUAUGCUUAGAUGGCUGGUGUAGAAAAGGAUUGGUCAUUUCGUCAGGGUUGCUAUGGCAUCAAUGAGUAUAAUGAAAAGAAACAUGGCAGUUA